Molecule: messenger RNA, 1035 nt
Organism: Aureobasidium subglaciale EXF-2481
Lineage: Eukaryota; Fungi; Ascomycota; Dothideomycetes; Dothideales; Saccotheciaceae
Exons: 3
Coding region: 1-1035 (344 amino acids)
Molecular function (GO): RNA binding
Source: RefSeq, a predicted model, not a curated record
AUGGUAGUCUCCGUGAAAUUGAUGUUCCUUCUUCGUCGCGCCGCUGUUCGCAGCUUUACCUCUUCGCCUCUCAAGGCCCGCACAAUCGUCACAAAGACCCCCAACGCCCUCAGUCAAUCACAGAAAUGGCAGAUGCCUGUUUUCCAAAGACGGUUCGCCAGUGAAGAGGCCUCCCUCGCCCAGGCCAAGACCACCGAUGAGACUGUCUCUACCGAAGCCACCGAGACCGAGCAGGCCGUCACAUCCGAGGCGCAGGCAGAACAGGAGCCCAGCGUGGAGGAGAAGUCUGUGCCCGAGGUAGCAGAUGCCUCUGAGCAGCCUUCGGUCGUCGAGCAGGUCAAGGAAAAGGUGCAAGAUGUCGCCUCAAACGUCACCUCCGCAGCCGAGUCUCUUCUCGGUAAGAGCGCCCGUAACGCCGCUCACGGAACUCACGUCGACCCCAAGCCCAGCAGAAUUCUCUACGUUGGCAACCUCUUCUUCGAGGUCAAGGCCGCUGACCUUGAGCGCGAGUUCUCCAGCUACGGAGAGAUCAUCAAUGCGCGCGUGGCCGAGGACGCCCGUGGUUUGAGCAGAGGCUUCGGAUUCAUCGAGUUCAAGACACUCGAGGAUGCAGAGAAGGCACAGCGUGAGCUCAACCAGAAGGCCCUGGCCGGUCGCAACAUGGCAGUGCAGUUCCAUCUCCGCCGCGAGCCCCGCUCUCUUAUGGACGGCAUUCCCAAGCUCAACAGACCUAGCAAGACUCUCUUCAUCGGCAACAUGUCGUUCCAGAUGUCCGACAAGGAUCUCAACGACCUUUUCCGCAACAUCACCAACGUUCUGGACGUCAGAGUGGCCGUCGACCGUCGCUCAGGCCAGCCGAGGGGUUUCUGCCACGCCGACUUCAUCGACGUACCCAGCGCACAGAAGGCCAAGGAGGUUCUUGAGAAGAAGGAGAUUUACGGCAGACAGCUCCGCGUCGACUUCAGCCGCAGCAAUGUUGGAAACGACAGAAGCGAGAGAAGUGAGAGAAGCGACAAAAGCGAGAGAAGCGCCUAG